AUGAACGAAAUAUCACACGUCUUUUUGGUAUCAAACGAUGAAGAAGUAGAACUCAAGAGAACAAAGCUUGGACGUACGAGAGACAUAACAGUCAACAUCAACAUAUCGCCGUUUAAAAAGCCGAUAGGUUGGGACGAGCCUUUGCCAGAGUGCAUUCUGGAAAAGUGGAACAAAUGGGCCGGCUCGCUGUCGUCCCUCUCUCAAAUUUCCAUCCGGAGAUGCUUCCGAUCGGGUGACGAGAAGCUUGCCGAUUGCACAUUCGAUCUCAUCGUGUUUGCAGACGCGUCUCUUCUUGCAUUCGGAUCUGUCGCUUACCUGAAAACAACUUAUCGCAAAGAGGCGCAUCUCAGUUUUGUUAUGGCAAAGGGUCGUAUCGCCCCCACUAGCGUCCUGAGCAUACCCAGACUGGAGCUGCAAGCCGCGGUUCUAGCGGUCAGAAUAGCGCAGACCAUCAGGAAGGAAAUGCGCAUCCCUAUCGAAUCCGUCGAGUACCGAACCGACUCCGAAAUCGUGCUUCACCAGAUCAAUUCCUCGCAUCACAAUCAUCCGAUUUUCGUCGCCAACCGAAUCGGCGAGAUUCUUCGUCAUUCAAGUCCCAAUCAGUGGAAAUUUAUAUCCGGUAGGGAUAACCCGGCCGACGACUGUACUAGAGGCGUUACGCCUGAUUGCUUCAAGUCUAGCUGUCGGUGGUUGACAGGUCCAACUCAGUUGCAAUUGUCAGCCCCGCAGCCGGUGAUUGUGAGUCAAGCAGGGGAUCCCGACUCAUUCAUCGUUCGGUCAGUAUGUGCCCUUAAUGUUUCGCCUUAUCCCUUAAAGGUCACGUCGCCUGUUGUGUCAAAUUUUAUUGCUGAUAGCCAAAACGGCCUUGCCCGGUUGAAGCGCGAUGUGGCCCAGUCGCUUCGUAAAGGCACAAUAAUCGAAGAGAUCACCAACGAUGAGCUAAAGCAAGCAAUGCGAAUCUGCAUCAUUGUCGCCGCGGAAGAGAAGUUUCCAAGAGAAGUCGACGCUUUAAGAAGAGGGAAACCAAUCCCGAGAGAUUCUGCAUUGCGUAACGUAAACCCGUACAUCGACCCUACAGACGGAUUGAUGAAACUGACGCUCAUGAUGAGAUCAACCACGCCGGAGUAG
Molecule: messenger RNA, 1128 nt
Organism: Daphnia magna
Lineage: Eukaryota; Metazoa; Arthropoda; Branchiopoda; Diplostraca; Daphniidae
Exons: 3
Coding region: 1-1128 (375 amino acids)
Source: RefSeq, a predicted model, not a curated record